Quercus robur (English oak) is the source of this 3793-nucleotide messenger RNA. RefSeq names its product pentatricopeptide repeat-containing protein At5g03800-like. The transcript has a single exon. Lineage: Eukaryota; Viridiplantae; Streptophyta; Magnoliopsida; Fagales; Fagaceae. The record is from RefSeq and is a predicted model, not a curated record. Gene Ontology annotation, molecular function: zinc ion binding; RNA binding; protein binding. Gene Ontology annotation, biological process: RNA modification. Bases 92 to 2854 code for a protein of 920 amino acids.
GCGUCGCAAUGGCAAUGACAGAACAUGAGAACAUCCAAAUGUUUUGGAUAGGGAAGGAGAUUAUGGUUGGCGCCUUGCAUAUUCACAAUUCAUGGCCACCGUUAUUCAAUCCUCUCCCUCUCUCACUGUCACCACCACCACCACCACCGCAACCGCCACUUCUUAUUACUCUGUUCCACACUUUCUUCACUCUUCCUCUCCGCCCCAUAGUCCAUUCUUCCUCUUUCCCAAAACUCCACCACCACCACUAUUCUCUUCACUCUCCAACUUCAAGCUUCGCAAAACUCACCACCACCAACCUCACUUCUCCACUUCCCCAACCCAACCUCUUCCUUCAACACCAACCCUUUUGCCCUCCGAAGCUUCCCAUGGCUCUUCUUCUUCACCAAACGACGCACAAAACUCUCUCAUUGAUACCUUAUUUGAUUUGCUUCGCCUCUCAGCUCGCUACAGCGAUGCCCAGCUCGUGAACGCUGUCCACGCAUGCAUUUCCAAGCUCCAAGAGCACACCCAUCUCAGCAAUGCUCUCAUUUCCGCAUAUCUCAAGCUGGGUCUUCUAUCUGAAGCUUACAAUGUUUUCCUCGGCCUUUCGUGCCCCAAUGUGGUGUCUUAUACGGCGUUGAUAUCUGGGUUUUCGAAGUCGAAUCGAGAACACGAGGCGGUGGAGCUUUUCUUUCGAAUGAGGGAUUCAGGUAUUGAGCCUAACGAGUAUACCUUUGUUGCAAUUUUGACUGCCUGCAUUCGGAUUUUGGAUUUACAACUGGGUUUACAAGUUCAUGCUAUGAUAAUCAAACUUGGGUUUUUGGAAGAUUCUGUUUUUGUUUCGAAUGCGCUUAUGGGGUUGUAUAGUAAAUGUGGGUGUUUCUUAUUUGUGCUCAAAUUGUUCGAUGAAAUGCUGCACAGAGACAUUGCGUCGUGGAAUACUGUUAUAUCGUGUAUGGUAAGUGAGUUUAUGUAUGAUAAGGCAUUUGAAUUCUUUCGUGAUAUGCAGAGAAAUGAUGGGCUUAGAGUAGACCAUUUUACAGUUUCUACUCUUUUGACCGCUUGUACCGGCAGUUCUUCUUUAAUGCAAGGCCGAGAAGUGCAUGCUCAUGCAAUCAAGAUAGGGCUGGAGGCUAAUUUGAGUGUCAACAAUGCAUUGAUUGGGUUCUACACUAACUGUGGUGGGGGUGUAAAAGACGUGACAGCUUUGUUUGAGAGGAUGCCCAUAAGAGAUAUGAUCACUUGGACAGAAGUGAUUACCGCAUAUAUGGACUUUGGCUUGGUGGAGUUGGCUGUGGAGGUAUUUGAUAAGAUGCCAGAAAGGAAUUCUUUUUCUUAUAAUGCUCUUUUGACAGGAUUAUGUCGAAAUGGCCAAGGGUCAAAGGCACUGGAAUUAUUUAUAAAAUUGGUGGAGGAGGGUGUAGACUUGACAGAAUUCACUUUGACAAGUGUUCUUAGUGCUUGUGGAUUGCUCAUGGAUCGCAAAAUUAGUGAGCAGAUUCAUGGGUUCAUUUUCAAGAUUGGUUUUGAGUCAAAUGCUUGUAUUGAAGCAGCGUUACUUGAUAUGUGUACAAAGUGCGGAAAGAUGGUAGAUGCUGAAAAGAUAUUCAGACGGUGGUCAUUUGACCAGGAUACCUCUGUGAUUUGGACAUCAAUGAUAUGUGGUUAUGCUCGAAAUGGGCAGCCAGAUGAGGCAAUUUCUCUAUUCAACAUUAGUCAAUCCAAAGGAACAAUGGUUGUGGAUGAAGUUGCAUCAACUUCAGUACUUGGUCUCUGUGGAAAUAUAGGAUACCAUAACAUGGGAAAGCAAAUACAUUGCCAUGCUCUCAAAUCUGGUUUUUUAUCUGAUUUAAUGGUUGGAAAUGCCUUGCUUACCAUGUAUUCUAAGUGUUGGAACAUGGAUGAUGCAAUUAAGAUAUUCAAUAAUAUGCCUACACACAACACAGUUUCCUGGAAUGGUUUGCUUGCUGGGCAUCUUUUCCACAGACAGGGUGAUGAGGCCUUGGCCCUCUGGUCAAAAAUGAAGAAGAUGGGCACGAAACCAGACAAAGUUACCUUUGUUUUGAUCAUUUCAGCUUACAGACACACUAACUCCAAUUUAGUUGAUGAUUGCUGUAGCCUUUUUUCAUCAUUGAAAAGCGUUUAUGACAUUGAGCCCUCUUCAGACCAUUAUGCAUCCUUGGUUGGAGUUUUGGGUUACUGGGGUCUACUCGAAGAAGCAGAGGAGAUGAUCAAUACAAUGCCUUUUGAGCCUGAUGCCUCUAUUUGGCGAGCCUUGCUUGAUAGUUGUAGAAUCCAUUUGAAUACAACUAUUGGGAAACGGGUUGCAAAGCGCAUUCUUGCUCUCGAGCCGAAAGAUCCAUCCACCUACAUACUUGUAUCAAAUCUGUAUUCUGCAUCUGGGAGAUGGCAUUGCUCUGAAAUGGUUAGGGAGAAUAUGAGAGAAAUGGGUUUCCGGAAACACCCAGGUCGAAGUUGGAUCAUUUUUCAGAACAAGAUACAUUUUUUCUAUGCAAGAGACAAAUCCCAUCCCCAAACAAAAGACAUCUAUAGUGGAUUAGAAAUUCUGAUCUUAGAAUGUCUAAAAGCUGGGUAUGUGCCAGACACAAGCUUUGUUCUUCAUGAUGUAGAGGAGCAUCAAAAGAAGGAUUUCUUGUUCAAUCACAGUGCAAAACUAGCAGCAACUUAUGGGCUUCUAAUGAGCAGGCCAGGAAAACCUAUUCGGAUUGUGAAGAACAUCCUUCUUUGUGGGGACUGCCACACAUUCUUGAAGCAUGUUUCUGUUGUUACCAAGAGAGAAAUAUUUCUAAGAGAUUCUUCAGGGUUUCAUUGCUUUUCUAAUGGCCAGUGCUCAUGCAAAGAUUACUGGUGAUUCCCCUCACCUUGUAUCUUACAACCUUUUAACUUCCAUUCUUAUUGUUGAGAAAUACCAAGCCAUUGUCAAAAAAUUGUAUAUAUAUGUGUAAUUUUUUCCAUAGAAGAAAUUCAGUAGAAAUAUUUGAGUAAAUAGAUCUUCAAUUACUGACAAUGGUCUUGUAUAUAACUUCAUGCUUCUGUCUUGGAUCUGGUUUAUUGCUAAUCACUCCACUACUACUGUCCCAUGCACCCAUUCUCUAUGGCUGUGAACCACUGCACUUCCACUAAGCACGGGAAAAUUGGCAGCUCAUUAACACUUUGUUUGGAAUGGUGGAAAGAGGGAAGAAAGGAAAGGAUAGGGAAGGAAAGGAAGCAAUUUCCACUUUUUGGUUACAGAUGUGAAGAGGAAGUGGGGGGGGAUUGGAGUGAUGUAUUUCUACCCGGCACAUUUCCGUAUCUGCCCAAAAUGGACGGAAAAGGAGGAAAUGAUGGUGGCCUGGUUUGAAAAUAUUUUGGAUAAAAUUACCAACAUACACAUAUCAUAUGCACAACCACAAAAGAGAAAAUUACAUAAUGAGAAGUGAAUAGUUUAGAGGGGAGAGAGAGAGAGAUACCUGAGGGUUGAAUUGGCUUAUGCUUGGCCGUGCUGUGUCCUGUGUGCUCUUCUCUGCCUGUUCUCCACUUUCUUAUAAGUUGUAAUACAGGGAGUGUUUGAGAUUUCAAAUUUGUUUCUAGAAAAGUUAAAGGCUCUAGCAUUCAUGAUUUUGAACUAUUUUGUUGGAUGGUGCAGAAUUGAAGGGCAACCUGAUCAUAAUUUGUACAGGUAGCAUGUCUUUUUUUUCCCCCCUCUUUUGCAAUGUGAUUCCUGUAUUUAUUUUCAGCUGUAUAUUUUGUGUUUGUUUUAAAUCAUAAUAUAUCUGAUCUUUAGUGAUAAUUUUCACUCAUUUAAAAUGGA